This is a messenger RNA of Puntigrus tetrazona (Sumatra barb), 2086 nucleotides long. RefSeq names its product carboxypeptidase A6 (gene cpa6). The transcript is spliced from 11 exons. Gene Ontology annotation, biological process: proteolysis. Lineage: Eukaryota; Metazoa; Chordata; Actinopteri; Cypriniformes; Cyprinidae. The record is from RefSeq and is a predicted model, not a curated record. Gene Ontology annotation, molecular function: metallocarboxypeptidase activity; zinc ion binding. The coding region runs from base 189 to 1487 and encodes 432 amino acids.
AUAGCACCAGAAUUCCCACAUGAAUGAGUUCACACCUCUACCUCAAGAAAUCGUCCCAGGAGCGGAAACCCAGAACAGAAAAGUCUCACAGUUCCUUCCGUUGGGAUGAUUUCCAUUCAGCAUCCACAUGCGCGGCGCAGCCUCUGAUUAACUGCUCCCUUUUUAUUUAUAUGAGCUACUAACUUAAUAUGGCAUUCGCAUACUUGCCCAGCAGUCUUUUAUUCGGAUGUGUUAUCAUUCUCCAUGCUGUCGACUCCCGCCUCUACAACAACCGCUACUUCGGCGAUCAAGUGUUGAGAAUCAUCCCCAGCAGCGGCACAGAGGUUCAAGCAGUCAAACAUCUUUUCCAAAACCUGACGGUGGACCUUUGGAGGCCAAACAGUGCAUUUAUGAUCCAAGAGAACAGCCCAGUAGACGUUCGUGUGGGACAGAACAAGACUCAGCGGCUAAGAAGACGUCUUCGGCAAGCGCACAUCCACUAUGAGGUGCUCAUUUCCAAUCUCCAAACCGAAAUUGAGAAACAGAUCGGACACCAGUCCUCAAGGAAGCGCAGAUCAGUAUUCCAGUACGACUACGAAGUGUAUCAUACUUUGGAAGAGAUCCAGAGUUGGAUGUUUGAGAUGAACCGGACAAACCCACACCUGGUGGACUUGUUUUCUAUUGGUCAGUCCUAUGAAGGACGGCCCCUCUAUGUGCUUCAGUUAGGAAAGAGAACACGUCCCUCUAAGAAGGCAGUGUGGAUAGACUGUGGAGUACACGCAAGAGAAUGGAUUGGUCCAGCUUUCUGCCAGUGGUUUGUGAAAGAGGCGCUGAGCUCCUAUCAACACGACUCCAGCAUGAGACGACUGAUGAAUCAGCUCAAUUUCUACAUCAUGCCCGUCUUCAACGUGGAUGGUUACCAUUACAGCUGGGAGACGGAUCGCUUUUGGCGGAAAACUCGGUCAAAGAUUCCAAAGUAUCAUUGUCGGGGAGUGGAUGCCAACCGAAAUUGGAAAGUCAAAUGGUGCGAUGAGGGUGCAUCCCUGCACCCCUGUGAUGACACGUACUGCGGUCCCUUCCCUGAGUCAGAGCCUGAGGUCAAAGCUGUGGCCAAGUUUUUACGCAAACACCGAAAACGUGUCAAAGCCUACAUCUCUAUUCACGCCUAUGCUCAGAUGCUCCUCUAUCCAUACUCCUACAAAUACGCCACUAUACCAAAUUUCAACUGCGUGGAGUCAGCGGCCCAGAAUGCAGUGAGCGCUUUAUACUCAGCUUAUGGAGUGAGAUACAGAUACGGCCCUGCCUCCACCACACUUUAUGUGAGUUCCGGCAGCUCAAUAGACUGGGCCUAUAAGAACGGGAUCCCGUACGCCUUUGCCUUCGAGCUGCGUGAUACGGGCUAUUUCGGCUUUCUAUUGCCCGAAGCCCUGAUUAACCCAACUUGCACAGAGACCACGAGAGCAGUAAAGACCAUCGCUUCAGGCCUGCUGAAGAAAUGUACCAAAUGAAACCUUCUCUUCUCUCUCUCUUCUCUGGUCAUCCUCUCUAUCGAUUUCAUGCCCGUAAGCCAUAGCAGCGUCUACGAUCUAUGUACAACCGUGCCUGUGUUUUAUUUUUUAAGAUUUAUUUAUUUCGUAAACUACUUUGAGAAAGCUAUACAUUAACCAAAACGGUGUAACUGUAAACAGCGUAGAAAUGCAAGCACUUGAAUUGUGAACUAGAGCUUUCUGGAUUUUACUUAUGAGGCGAAUGAGCACUUGCAGCAUAAGCUUCAAAAGAACAGUAAUGCGCAAAGAAUGUAAAUAAUGCAUACUGUUAGCUUAAAAUGGGUUCAUAGAUGCUGUGCGGAGUUGUGUAUCACUGCAGCUUAAAUAAAGCUUUGAUUUUCUUUGGAAAUGAAAGAGAAAAGGUCGUCUGGGAACUCUAAAAUUGCUUUUUGUUAUGUUUUGCUCUGAUGAGAACUUAUCAAAGUAUCUUUAACUUGUAUAAUUAAUUGUACUUGCGAGGGCGAUGUUUACAUCUGUACUAUUAAGUACUAUCUAGUUUUGUAGUUUAAUUGUAAUAAGCCAGUAUUUAUUUCAAUAAAAAAUACUUUAUUAUAAAUAAA